AAAAUCUAGAAACACUAAUCGGUGCAGCUUUAAGUCUGAGGUUCCAGAAAUACCUCCCUCCCCUCCAGCUGUGGCCCUAUGAUACCUCUCACCUCCACCACCUUCACGACCACAUGAUCCUGGUAGGAUAUUUGCUGCUUCUUUUAAUUUCAACCACCAGCCUGGAUUUCCUGUUUUGAGGAGGAUGGAGCUGUUGAAAUGCACAAUCAUCAGAAUCCCCGGACAGUGACUCAGUAGGUUGUACUCGGCGGCGGUUCGGUCUCCUCCACAAGGACAGCGCAGCGGCUCUCUGCGGAGCGCCCGUUUUCACAUCGUGUACCUUUAAAAGGUUGAACCCCGGCGCGGAUUGUGGCUCCCCUCUCGGCUCGGCUGCGUUCACCAUCCAGCAGUGACAUGGCACAGAGGCGGUGAGCUGCCAGCAGCCGCAGCAGCAUCCUGCGCCAUGGACGCGCUCCGACGGCCGAAGCGGAGCGCAGCGCUGGACGCGAUCAUGAUGCCCGUGUGGAUCCUACUGAGCUCCGUGUCCGGGCUGAAGGCGGAGGACGACGGAAUGGAAGAACUUGCCACGGAGAAGGAGGCUGAGGAAAGUCACCGACAGGACAGCGUCAAUCUGCUGACAUUCAUUCUGCUGCUGACCUUAACGAUCCUCACCAUAUGGCUCUUUAAACACAGAAGGGUUCGUUUCCUUCACGAAACCGGCCUGGCAAUGAUUUACGGGUUGCUGGUAGGUGUGAUUCUGCGCUACGGCAUUCCUGCAACCAGCUACCACAAUAAGACGCCUCCGAGCUGCUCGCUGAAGGAAGGACCUGCCAGCACCCUGCUGCUUAAUGUCAGCGGCAAGUUCUUUGAGUACACCCUCAAAGGGGAGAUCAACUCCAGAGAGAUUCACAAUGUGGAGCAGAAUGAUAUGUUGCGCAAGGUGACCUUUGACCCUGAAGUGUUCUUCAACAUACUGCUGCCUCCCAUUAUUUUCCAUGCCGGGUACAGUCUGAAGAAGAGACACUUCUUCAGGAAUCUGGGCUCCAUCAUAACCUAUGCGUUUCUUGGUACUGCCAUCUCUUGUUUUGUUAUUGGAAACCUGAUGUACGGUGUGGUCAAGCUGAUGCAAGCGGUCGGACAGCUGACGGACAAGUUCUACUACACCGACUGCCUUUUCUUUGGUGCCAUCAUUUCUGCCACAGAUCCAGUGACGGUGUUGGCCAUCUUUAAUGAGCUCCACGCAGACGGGGAUCUCUACGCUCUGCUGUUUGGAGAAAGUGUGAUGAAUGAUGCAGUGGCCAUCGUGCUCUCCUCGUCUAUCGUGGCCUACCAGCCCAGUGGUGCAAACACUCACAUGUUUGACGCUUCAGCCUUUUUCAAGUCGGUGGGCGUUUUUCUGGGUAUCUUCAGCGGCUCCUUUCUGAUGGGUGCAGCCACGGGAGUCGUCACCGCUCUCGUCACCAAGUUCACCAAACUGCACUGCUUCCCGCUGCUGGAGACGGCCCUCUUCUUCCUCAUGUCCUGGAGUACUUUCCUGCUGGCUGAGGCCUGCGGGUUCACAGGCGUCGUAGCUGUGCUGUUUUGUGGCAUCACCCAGGCUCACUACACCUACAACAACCUCUCUGAAGAGUCCACCAAACGCACCAAGCAGCUCUUUGAGGCCCUUCACUUCCUGGCUGAGAACUUCAUCUUCUCCUACAUGGGUUUGGCUCUGUUCACCUUCCAGAAUCACAUCUUCAGUCCCAUCUUCAUUCUUGGAGCCUUCAUGGCCAUAUUCAUUGGAAGAGCUCUCAACAUCUACCCGCUGUCCUUCCUUCUCAACCUCGGUCGAAGGCACAAAAUCAAGGGAAACUUCCAGCACAUGAUGAUGUUUGCUGGUCUGCGUGGGGCGAUGGCGUUUGCUUUGGCCAUCCGAGACACGGCUACCUACGCCCGCCAGAUGAUGUUCACCACCACGCUGCUCAUCGUCUUCUUCACUGUCUGGGUGUUCGGUGGGGGAACCACGCCCAUGCUGUCCUGGCUACACAUCAGGGUCGAUGUGGAUCCAGAUCAGGACCAGCAGCCGUGUGGAGACAGUUUCCAGGUCUUACAAGGGGACGGCUCCCAGGCAGAAGGACAGAGUAAAACCAAGCAGGAGAGUGCGUGGCUCUUCAGACUGUGGUACACCUUUGAUCACAAUUACCUGAAGCCCAUCCUGACCCACAGCGGCCCACCUCUCACCACCACUCUGCCCAGUUACUGCGGACCGCUGGCCAGCUGUCUGACCAGCCCACAGGCUUACGAGAACCACGAGCAGCUGAGGGACCCCGACACCGACCUCAUCCGCAACGACGCCGACCUGACCUUCACGUUCGGCGACACUUCCAUCACGGCCAACGGGGCCUCAGGCGGCGGGGCGGACGCUGCUGGGGGGUCGGGCUGGAGCGCCAAUGGAAAGAGGAGCGGCAGCACGUCUGAGGAGGCGCUGGAGCGUGAGCUGGACUCCCGCGAGCAGGAGCUGCUGAGCCGAGGCACACGGCUGGUUUUCCCCAUCGAGGACCACGUCUGACCUCGACUCGGCCCCCGCCUGAGCCGCCGACCUCCCUGACCCGACCCACGGACCGCCUCGCCCCUCAGCUCCCUCCACCUCUGUGCAGGCAGAGCUUCAGAGAAAAGACAGAACGGAGAUAUGGGAGUAGACAGGAGGGUCAGAGUGACUCCCUGUAGGCCGGGGAGCUCAGCACACGGAGCAUUUCAUCCUCAUUACAGAAAUGGAGUUUAUCCUCCAGGAGAUACGAGCGUCAAGAGAGAACGUCUCUGUUUGUCUGCUGCAUAAACAGGAGGGAAACCGGGACGUGGGGACAAAAUGCCCCCAUGAAAGGUUCAAUCUGCACUUCUGAACGUGUGGCUCAGUGUGUUCAGCUGGGAAAGAAGCAGAAACGUGAUCAGUCUGUCUUCACAGUGCACCAGUCAGCAGCGACACAACGCUCAGAGCCCCAGACCCAUCUAGAUGUGGCAGAGGCCUCACAGACUGAGUUCCAUUUCUGCCAUCCAUCCAAAGCUGCUAACAGUCCAGUGAUUGAGAAAAACAUCCAUUCUUUCACACAAAAGCAUUCAUUUGAGGCGCUUGAGGCCUGUGAGGAGCACAGAGCUGGACGGCCAACACGUUUCCUUCGUCAUGGGUAAAGAACGUGAGCAUGUAAAUAGCUACAAUGCUGAGCUUUGUUCCUCUUUAUCGGAGCCGCUCGUCUCAGUGCUUUACACUCAGUGACUGUUACAGAUAACGUGUGUGUGUCUUGUCUUUGAGCAGGCUGGGAUCCUUUUCUGUGUUCUGGACUGUUUUUAACGCCAAUAACACAAUUGAGGGACUAAUUUUAUUGUUUCUUAUGAAAAAAGACUGAUUUUCCCAAAUUGUAGAAACAGGCAUGCACCCUAAUGCAGUUUAGGAAAAUACAGACAAGGCCUCAUUGUGUUUUUUCUUUUUUUGCAAAAAAAAUGUUAAUUAAAUGAGAAGAAAAAAAUCUAGUCAUCAAAGGAACUGCUGCAACUCUUGUCAUGCUGAUAUAUCUGCUGAUGAGUUUCUUGAUUAAUCGCUUCAUUGGUUAAUUUGUUUGAGAGGCCAGUUUUUAUAGAAGGCAAAAUGACAAAGAACAGAUGUAAAUCCUCACAUUGGAGAGGCUAAAACCAGCGAAUGUUUGACUUUUUUGAUUGCAAAAUGACUGAUUUAUUUCAGCUGACCGACUAAUUCCAUUCGUUGUUGCAGCUCAAUAUUUAAGUGACUUGUUGCGUUUCGAAAUGCAGCACAGCAUAAGAAACGCUGCAACCAGUACCACGUCUUUACCUGGUUUUACUUUGAACUUAUGGCCCCAAAGUUUCAGACAUGUGAAACUUAAAAUCCGAACUAAAUAAAAGGCAGAGACCCCUGACACUAACCACAGACAACAGGAGAUUAAUAAAAGAAGUGCUUGCAUAUAAACUAAACCUUUACCUUCAUCAGCAGUGUGUUGACACAUAAACAUUGAUGUCUCUGGGCUCUUUACCCACAUAUUAACCCCAAUAUAUAUAAAUAUUAACACACUUUCAUUAACAGAAUUUCCCUGUUUGUUUCCUGUUCUUUCUUGGAGCUUUUCUGAGUUCACAUUUGUCUGCUUACAUUUUCACCUUAACCCUCCCGUUGUCCUCAUUUACAGGCACCAAAAAAAUAUUGUUUCCUUGUCUGAAAAAAAUCCAAAAAUUCAGCCAAAAAAAUCCCAAAAUUUUUGAAAAUUUGCAAAACCUUCAGGAAGAAAAUUAAAAAUUUCCUUUAAAAAUUUUAUUUAAAAAAAAUCCAAAAUUUGUCAAAAAAAACUUCUUGUAAAUAUUUUCAAAAAAUUAGUAAAAAUCUUCCAAAAAAAAUCCUAAAAAUAUCUGAAGUGAUUACAUAUAUAAGUAAAACUUCUAAUAUUUUCUUUAAGAACAUUCACAAAAAAAUCAACCAAAAUCCAGCAAAGUUCGCUGGAUUUUGGUUGAUUUUUUUGUACUCUAUUUUUCUUGCUACACUAACCAGCUGGUGGCAUAGUGAGCACAUUUUUAAUCUCCUCAUCUAACUCUAUCAGAAAACUAAUAAAUGCCAAACAACUGUGCAGCUAAUUUGCCUCAUUCAUUCCUCCUUGCUGCACAUGAAUAAUGCUAAACUCGAGACUUCCUUCAGCUUUAAUUACAAGUAACCCGAUCAUCCGUCUUUCUGAAAACACAGAUAAUGAACAGGAACAUACUGUAUGAUGUUCUCCAUUAAUAAAAAGACUUGAACCGUCUACGGUUCCUGUUUUGGUAUCGUAUUACCCCAUAUUUUCUCAACACUAGACUGGUUCUUCCAUUCACUUGUUGCUUAACUCACAUGUCUUCAGUAUUUCACUUUUUCUAUUUGUCCCACUCGACAUUUUCAGCACCCGACCACACAAACGGACUGAUUUGCAUCGCCCAUGAGCAACACACGUGAAAUUAUUAAUACCGGAUCUUCUAACCACAUUUCCUCACUGUUUGCAGUUCUGAAAUUCCUCCUAUGCAGUACGAUUAUAAGCGGAAACCUGUUGAUUUGCAUAGUUUCCUCCUCAAGAUGCUACAUUGAGCUCUUAUCCAAUAAAUGCAACCAGCAGCGUAUGACCUUGGGCUUACAACGCUCCACUCAGACACUUCAGAGUGGUGCAGCAGCUGGUUUGAAGCAACAGCUGGGAAUAAGAGGUUUUUCUUCUGUUGAUUCUUGCUCCUUAUUUAGUCCCGACACCUGAACCGGUCCUCGUUUUAAAUUCACCACACGGCACACGUCGCCUUUUGUUUCCCUUCCUUCCGACUGCACACAGAGCCUGUUGCAUUUAUGUAUGAGCACACGGGGGCAGGUGUGAAAGGCGUUACUGUGAAUCCGAGGCUUUCGUGUGAGGGAGAAGCACCCCCCCCCCCCCCCCCCCCGUACAACUUUGGAGACGUGUACGAGGAAAUGAAUCUGCGUAGUUAUGUAAAUCUGUUGCCAAUCUGUAAGCAGUGUGGCUCCUCUAAACUGCAGUGAAGCUGUUUAGCAUCAGCUUUCAGUGUCUGACGGAAUAAUCACUUGUUUGACUGUGAUAUGGAAAGGUUGCACAGCCCCAAGAAAAGUACAUGCAGCAGAUGUUAUUGUGUGUCUGGAAUGUGAAAAGCAAACUGAUUUUUUUUCUUCCCCACAAUUCCUGCUGUAUCGGCUGACAUUAGUGCAGAGAAACUGGAGUUUUUCUUCAGGAGCACUUUGUCGACAUCGUGAGCGACUUAAACGACGGCUGAAGACAGAUAAAUGAGCGGAGUUCGGCACUUUACCUCGAGCAGAGGACACUCUUAUGUAACCUUCCUGUGCACUCUCCGUUUCUCUCUCCAGACUGUUGUGCUGUCACUUGUCUUGCCGGCUAUAUUUAAAUGCUCUCUGUACCUGAGAAAUAUGAGAUGUAGCCCGAUCGUCUAUACGUGCACCUGUUGUUUCUAGUAGCAACCGGCUGCCAGGCUCCAUCCGCCAUCAGUUUGCAUGUCAACAUGUUAAUAAAAAGACUAAUUCUGAGCCACA
This is a messenger RNA of Acanthochromis polyacanthus (spiny chromis), 6022 nucleotides long. It is a transcript of the gene slc9a7, whose product is annotated as solute carrier family 9 member 7. The record is from RefSeq and is a predicted model, not a curated record. The coding region runs from base 443 to 2527 and encodes 694 amino acids. Gene Ontology annotation, molecular function: sodium:proton antiporter activity. The transcript has 16 exons. Gene Ontology annotation, biological process: sodium ion transport; proton transmembrane transport; regulation of pH. NCBI's taxonomy places the organism in Eukaryota, Metazoa, Chordata, Actinopteri, Pomacentridae. Gene Ontology annotation, cellular component: membrane; recycling endosome.